This is a messenger RNA of Aspergillus glaucus CBS 516.65, 1488 nucleotides long. RefSeq lists its product as uncharacterized. The transcript is spliced from 3 exons. The coding region runs from base 1 to 1488 and encodes 495 amino acids. The record is from RefSeq and is a predicted model, not a curated record. NCBI's taxonomy places the organism in Eukaryota, Fungi, Ascomycota, Eurotiomycetes, Eurotiales, Aspergillaceae.
AUGUCGUUCAACGAUCGUUACUUCUGGGGGCCGCUUAUCAAUGCCGACAAGAGCCCGGCUCCGUUGCUGGAGCAGCUCUGUCUGGGCAUUGCAGAGUUGAUGAUCAGCUUCCACGAUUGCGGAACCACCGAUCUCACUCCAGAGCGACUCGCAGCCUUCUACCAUAAAGUCGGCGGCAAUUAUGAUCCCUUGUUUCUCGAAACGAAGCCAUCUGCCCUCUCGUUUAUAUACCAGUCGCUAGGCUGCUUUCACAGCCUUCAGCCAUCUACUAAUGCCUUCGAACCCCCGUCCCUUCCGGCCCUGCUGCCGAGUGGCUUUGUGCGAUGGCAAACAAUCCAGAUCCUGUUAGACCCGAAUGAACACGUGCGUUUCCUGCAAAAUGCUGUCAGGAUGUGGGAUAUUCGCAACCCGUUCGGGGGGUACUUUCCCAAGUCCCUCCCUAGGGAUUCUUUUCCCCCGGGACCAGAUAUAGAAAUGAUUCAAUGGCAUGAGCAGGUCAGCCGGCGACUGGAGUAUGAUUACCUGAAAAGAAGCGUGCCACGAUCGCCGCCGCCGCCAAUCUCUGAGCAAUAUCAACAUCAGGAGGAGAGAGCACUUGUUCGAACCAAACAUCGGACCGUCCCGCAGUAUCGGUACGUUGAGGCAAAUGAUACACCACCCCGUGUGCCAAAUGGAAAACGCAGCAGCGCAGAGCAUCCACCGCCGCCCUCGCACAAGAUGCCACCGAGGUUAUCGCCGCCACCAGAGAUCAAACCACGAGCCCCGUCGCCGCCGGUCUGGCCAGAACAACCGGCUAAAAGCAGACGCCGGCAGCGCGCAUCAAGCAUUCCCGAAUCAGUUGUUCCGGAAGCAAUGCCAGGAUAUUACCCCUCUGAUGUAUCUUCUGAACCUCAAUCGCCAGCACCAGAACCAUCACCUCGGUACCAUCGUCGGUAUUUGUCCCCUCAUCGAGGAUCCCGUGCGCGUCGACACUCACAUGAUGCGUAUUCAAGAAGGCCCCCUCGAGACAUCUCCCCAGACUACCCUAAACACUAUGCGCCUCACCAUAGUAACAGACAUUCAGGCGGAUGGCGUGACGCAAACGUACCCCCAAGGGUCCAUUGGGCAUACAAGGAGGAAAUACCCCCACCCAAACACUCAGGGGUCAGGUUUCGCGAAUACGCUUCUGAAGAGCCAGUAACGGUUCCCUCCAGUCCUGAAUCACCCGUAUUCGUUCCCGUCCAUCCGCGAUAUGCAAACCCUGGCUACAUGCCACCUCACGCCCCAGAUCCGAAUAUCGAAGAUCCAAGACGACGUUACAGUGGUGGCAGUCUUCCAGAACGUCCUCGAUUUGCGGGCCCGGGAGUCAGCCCCUGGCCACCGCAAGCUCCUGUGCGGAUGUAUUCUGCUCAAGGACCACCUACAGCAUAUGAAGGACCACCUACGGCAUAUGUCCCGGCACCAAUGCCGGAUAUGGAAUAUGUGGCUCCGAGAAGGGUGUAUAGGUGA